AUGAGCACCAGCACCGUGUAUGUACAGCGUGAACGCGAUGGCAAGCAAGUCCUACUCAAGGACGAUGUUCAAUUGCCAACUCGUGAAGCACACCAGAGCCUUGUAAAAGUGCAAUAUGUAGCCCAAAAUCCCACCGAUGUCCAAACACUCGAUAGCAAUGCAUUCGGUGAUGGCACAGUCCUUGGCUGUGAUUUCGUCGGUACUGUCGAAGAAGUCGGUAAAGAUGCAAAAAGGCUCAGCAAAGGAGAUGUUGUUGCAGGUCUUAUUUGGGGAGGAGAAAUCAAAGGUCUCGGUGCAUAUGGAAAUCACGUCUUCGCUGAUGAUCGCAUCAGCUUCAAAGUCCCCAAAGGUGUGAAGCCGGAAGAUGCAGCUACUGUUCCACUUGCCUCGUGUACUUCUUGGCUGGCUCUGUUCUCCAAGGACUGCUUAGCUAUUCCGAAGAAGGAAGCAAAGACAAGCAUUCUGAUAUGGGGUGGUAGUUCAAGUGUUGGGUCAUAUGCCAUUCAAAUUGCCGCAAUGUAUGGCUUCAACAUCAUCACAACUUGCAGCCCUCGAAACUUUGAUCUGGUCAAGAAUAUGGGAGCCACUCAUGUUUUCGACUACAACGACUCUGAUGUUGUUGACAAGAUUAAGGAGGUCGCUCCAGACCUAGGAUAUACCUUCGACACUAUCGGUUCAAAAGAUUCUUCAACACAGGCUUCUCUUGCGAUUGCAUCAAAGGGUGGUGUGAUGUGUACUGUGCGUCCCGGCAAGGCUAACACAGAGAACGUGGCCAAGCACGUCAAGAUCACAGAUGUCCUGGUGUGGACGGCAUUCCUCAAAGACCACCAAUACAAGGAGUUUCACUGGCCAGCUUCCGUCGAUGACCAUGAACUCUCAGCCGAACUCUUCGAAAAGCUUCCCACUUGGUUGGAGCAGGGCAAGAUCAAACCAAACAACGUCAAGCUGUUCGACGGCCUCGAUUCCAUUCACGAAGGAUUUGAUUUGCACCGUCAGGGCAAGAUUUCGUCCUUCAAGAUUGUGUACAAAGUUUAG
Aureobasidium melanogenum CBS 110374 is the source of this 1035-nucleotide messenger RNA. RefSeq names its product NAD(P)-binding protein. Lineage: Eukaryota; Fungi; Ascomycota; Dothideomycetes; Dothideales; Saccotheciaceae. The coding region runs from base 1 to 1035 and encodes 344 amino acids. The transcript is spliced from 4 exons. Gene Ontology annotation, molecular function: oxidoreductase activity, acting on NAD(P)H. The record is from RefSeq and is a predicted model, not a curated record.